Triplophysa dalaica is the source of this 1688-nucleotide messenger RNA. RefSeq names its product enolase 1a, (alpha) (gene eno1a). NCBI's taxonomy places the organism in Eukaryota, Metazoa, Chordata, Actinopteri, Cypriniformes, Nemacheilidae. Gene Ontology annotation, cellular component: phosphopyruvate hydratase complex. The record is from RefSeq and is a predicted model, not a curated record. Gene Ontology annotation, biological process: glycolytic process. Bases 169 to 1467 code for a protein of 432 amino acids. Gene Ontology annotation, molecular function: phosphopyruvate hydratase activity; magnesium ion binding. The transcript is spliced from 12 exons.
GUGCCACGUGAUACGCGUCGGACCAAUCAGAAUUGGAGAAAUGCGCAGCGCUUCCUGGUGUCCUACACUUAACUGCGCUUGAGACUAGAAGCUUCUGCCCUCUCUGCUCUGCACGAUUGCACCACGGUCAGGAUUCGUCUGCCCUCGCACUGGUUAAGAAACUGCAACAUGUCCAUCCUAAAGAUCCAUGCUCGUGAGAUUUUCGACUCCCGUGGAAACCCCACGGUGGAGGUUGAUCUGUACACCAAGAAAGGACUCUUCAGAGCUGCAGUCCCCAGUGGUGCUUCUACUGGCAUCUAUGAAGCCCUUGAACUCCGCGACAAUGACAAAACACGUUAUAUGGGCAAAGGUGUCUCAAAAGCUGUUGAGCAUAUCAAUAAAACAAUUGCACCUGCUCUGGUUAGCCAGAGCGUGUCAGUCGUUGAGCAGGAGAAGAUCGACAAGCUUAUGCUUGAUAUGGAUGGCACAGAAAACAAAUCAAAGUUUGGUGCCAAUGCCAUCCUGGGUGUUUCCCUAGCUGUGUGCAAGGCUGGUGCUGCAGAGAAGGGCGUCCCCCUCUACCGCCACAUUGCAGACCUCGCCGGCAACCCUGAAGUCAUUCUACCAGUACCUGCCUUCAAUGUUAUCAACGGUGGCUCUCAUGCUGGUAACAAGUUGGCCAUGCAGGAGUUCAUGAUCCUUCCUGUUGGCGCCAGCACCUUCAAAGAGGCCAUGCGCAUUGGUGCUGAAGUGUAUCACAACUUGAAGAAUGUUAUCAAGCAGAAGUAUGGGCAGGAUGCCACCAAUGUUGGCGAUGAAGGCGGCUUCGCUCCUAACAUCCUUGAAAACAAAGAAGCUCUUGAGCUCCUGAAGAACGCUAUUGGCAAAGCUGGCUACACUGAUAAGAUCGUGAUUGGCAUGGAUGUGGCCGCCUCAGAGUUCUACAAGGGCGGCAAGUACGACCUGGACUUCAAGUCACCUGACGACCCCAGCCGUUAUAUCACCCCCGAUCAGCUGGCUGAUCUCUACAAGAGCUUUGUCAAGGAUUAUCCCGUGGUCUCCAUCGAGGAUCCAUUUGACCAGGAUGACUGGGAGGCCUGGUCCAACUUCACUGCCAGUACCAACAUCCAGGUGGUGGGUGAUGACCUCACAGUGACCAACCCCAAACGCAUUGCUAAAGCCGUGUCUGAUAAGGCCUGCAACUGCCUGCUGCUCAAGGUCAACCAAAUCGGAUCUGUCACCGAGUCUCUGGAGGCAUGUAAGAUGGCCCAGUCCAACGGCUGGGGUGUGAUGGUCAGUCAUCGUUCUGGAGAAACAGAAGAUACUUUUAUUGCUGACCUGGUGGUCGGACUCUGCACCGGCCAGAUCAAGACUGGUGCUCCCUGCCGAUCCGAGCGUCUGGCCAAGUACAAUCAGCUGCUGAGGAUUGAAGAGGAGCUCGGUGAUAAGGCUCGCUUCGCUGGCAAGAACUUCAGGAAGCCCAUCUGAAGCAGCACCUUUAAUUGGUCUUAGUGUGUUUAUCAUGCUUAGUCUCCCACACAUAACGCCAAGCAAAGUCAACUGCUGUAGAAUGGAGACCAGUUGGAAACGCAGUGAAUUCAAAGGUCCAGUUCUGUAGUCUAUGACACUGAACACUGCUCUCUGUGUUAACCCUUCUUGCUAUCCCAUCUAUGCUUUGUAAUUCAAAUAAAUUAAGUCAUUUAAUUGUG